Molecule: messenger RNA, 372 nt
Organism: Trichosporon asahii var. asahii CBS 2479
Lineage: Eukaryota; Fungi; Basidiomycota; Tremellomycetes; Trichosporonales; Trichosporonaceae
Exons: 1
Coding region: 1-372 (123 amino acids)
Source: RefSeq, a predicted model, not a curated record
AUGCCCGAGACCGAUUAUGGAACACCUAGCAUCUGCCUCAAUGAACUGAGUGUAACGAAGAUGGGUCGCGCGAGCGCUCGCACUCGUGUAAGGUUUGUCUCGUUACGGUACAAAGAGGUAGAACGCCCUGGACAUCUAAGACCGGAAGACGAGGUCUCGGGCUCUGCGCACCAGUCUAGCCGAUCGGUGCGCCAGCUACCUGGGCGACAGAACGUUACUGGGUUGAUGGCGCCCGACGGAGACCCCGUAGGCUCCAGAAGUCUCCGGAGGGCAAAUGAGGCGGACCCGGCCCCCGCCCCGCUGGCGUCCAGCGGGGAUUCCGGCGAACGUCUAUGUGUCCCCCCUGGCCUGCCCGCUUGGUUGAUGACGUAG